Messenger RNA from Xyrichtys novacula (pearly razorfish), 339 nucleotides. The record is from the annotation of a GenBank genome assembly. Lineage: Eukaryota; Metazoa; Chordata; Actinopteri; Labriformes; Labridae.
AUGAGUGCUAGGGAGCUGGUGACCAGUGGUUGUGAAAUGCAGUGCAUCAGGGGGAAUAUGGAUGGACCAGACGGCAGUACACAGAGAAUCACUAUGGUGACAGCAAUCAGGGGGCUCAUGGGAGAGGGGCUUGGUCAUAGAGGAAGGCUUGAGAGGCAGCUGACUGAGGAAUCAGCCCUCACUCUGGAUGAUUCAACUGACAGCUCCCCCUCCGGGCUCUGCCGGACCAGCCGUCCCCAGAGAACGCCGCCUUUACAGAACGGGGAUGUGGCAAGUCGGCAGCCCUUUUCUGAGGGAGAAGGAAAAAAUGGAACUGAAGCCAAGAUAGCACAACAUUGA